AUGGCUCGGAAAUACGCUCCUGCUAGGAAGUCUGCUGCUGCUGAACAUGGUAAGCGAAUCGCACUCAAAGGACCCAAUUGUUGGAAUGAGUUCUUCAAAACCAAAGAGGUGCGAGAGGUCUUCCGAGGCAACAAAGGAAUUGACAAUGAGGAGGCCAGGGAGAAGGUGUCGAGUAUGUGGCACGGAAAGACAAAAGAGGAACAACGUGCCUACGUUACUGCUUCUGCCCCGCUUACGGUGGCGGAACAAGUUCUUGAUGUGGAUGGUAUGCGGCCAUCAACAGGUAAUCAAGGAAGGCGUACAAACUUAGACAGUUUGCUCACAGCUGAAGAAAAAGCUCUUGACGAUGACUCUGAGGAAGAAAAUUUCUCUGCCAAUCCACCAUCCAGCGUUGCUCGGAACCUGGCAUCAAUUUUGGAGACCCCUCAUCUGCGGAGCACAGUCUCCUUCAAGAAGGAUUCAGUUACGGUGGAGGAACACAUGGAUGAAUGGCUCAAGCAGGCUACCCGCCUCGGUGCAAGACACAGUGCUGAAUUUAUUAUCUUCGGGGUCUCCAAUCACCUUGGUCCGCAUGCCUUCCAAUUCAUGCGAAGUACGCCGGGGGCCACACCAUUCCUUCAAUUCAGUCUUGACUCCGAUCAAAAGAAGCAUUACCCUGCCCGGUUCCAGUCGUUCAUCACUGGGCACACUGAGAGCGAGUUAGCUGCACUGGCAAGACCAAAGAAAAAACGGUGUGCCAGAAAUGGAAUGUCAGUGACUGACCGCAUGCACCAGUUGAUCAGCUACAAGGUUGUUAUCGCACCCAAUGCAAGGAUUAACCCCAGUUGGAUCAUGAAGCCUAGCCGCUUCCUCAGUGGACCCCAAAUGCAGAUGCUUCAUUUAGAUCUGGACAGCCAGCUCAUUGAUCUUGUGCGAAUUCCCAGGGUCCCAUUUCCUAAGCCCUCACACGUCAAUCUUCCUAAGCGCUCGCGGGUCAAUAACAGCAUCUCCCACUCAUCAAGUUCUAGUCCGGAGGGAACAAACACAGGUGGAAAUGGCAACAGCAGUUUGGGAACUGGUGAACAUGAAUCAAUUUGUGCGAGUGUUUUUAAACUGGUCCUCUGA
Messenger RNA from Puccinia triticina, 1104 nucleotides. RefSeq lists its product as uncharacterized. The record is from RefSeq and is a predicted model, not a curated record. Bases 1 to 1104 code for a protein of 367 amino acids. Lineage: Eukaryota; Fungi; Basidiomycota; Pucciniomycetes; Pucciniales; Pucciniaceae. The transcript has 7 exons.